Molecule: messenger RNA, 1936 nt
Organism: Ornithorhynchus anatinus (platypus)
Lineage: Eukaryota; Metazoa; Chordata; Mammalia; Monotremata; Ornithorhynchidae
Product: transcription cofactor HES-6
Exons: 4
Coding region: 106-777 (223 amino acids)
Biological process (GO): regulation of transcription by RNA polymerase II; anterior/posterior pattern specification; regulation of neurogenesis
Cellular component (GO): nucleus
Molecular function (GO): protein dimerization activity; RNA polymerase II cis-regulatory region sequence-specific DNA binding; DNA-binding transcription factor activity, RNA polymerase II-specific
Source: RefSeq, a predicted model, not a curated record
UCCUCCCUCCCUCCCUCCUCCUCCUCCUCCCAGGCCUCUUUUCCGCCCCAGCGUUUUGCCGAACCGAUUCCCUGGUUGCCUUUUGCUUGUGGAUUAGCGCAUGCCAUGGCUCCAUCCUUCCGUCCCAGCAGAAACCGAUCCGGCCGAGAGGACGAGGAUUUUUACGAGCUGAAGGGGGAUCGGAAGGCGAGGAAGCCUCUGGUGGAGAAAAAGCGGCGGGCCCGGAUCAACGAGAGCCUGCAAGAGCUGAGGCUGAUCCUCGCCGACGCCGAGUUUCAGACGAAGAUGGAGAACGCAGAAGUGCUGGAACUGACGGUGAAGCGGGUGCAGGGCAUUUUGCAGAACCGGUCUCUAGAGACGGACAAGCUGCACCGCGAGGCCAGCGAGCGCUUCGCCGCAGGCUACAUCCAGUGCAUGCACGAAGUGCACACCUUCGUCUCCAGCUGCCCGGGCAUCGACGCCACCAUCGCGGCCGAGCUGCUCAACCACCUCCUGGAGUCCAUGCCCCUGAACGAAGGCAGCUUCCAGGACUUGCUCGUGGACGCGCUGUCGGACCCGGCGGGCAUCUGCUCGUCGGCCGGCCUGGCCCCCGCGGCCCUGAGCCAGCUGGCCGGGCCCUUGGCCCCGUCCCCGGCCCCCAGCGAGGAGGUGGGCUCCGAUCCCGAAGACCCCGACGGCGAGCUCAGCCCCGUCUCCCCGGACGGGCUGGACCCCACUUCCCGGACACACAACCUGCCCAACGCCAGCGCUUCCAAAUCCAUGUGGAGGCCCUGGUAGUGGACACUGCACCAGACGACGCAACGAUCACCUACCUAUCUACCUACCCACCCACCUAACAUGAGCGAGUGCAAGGACUGGACCAUCGACUGGCCUUGGACCAGGACCCAGAGAGAGUGUUUGCUGUGCGUGCGAGCGACGGGGUGUGUGUGUGUAGUUGUAUUUCAGAACUACAUCGUAGAAGGCACUGAUUUACUGUCAGAGCUUGACAGGAUAAUAGUUAAAUGUAUAUUAACGUUUCAUGGCAUCUAUCUCUCUCUUUUUUUUCCCCAUUGCCUUUCUGGCUCUGUAGAAUUGGGGGUUUUACACUUGACCCGGCCCGUGAAGGAGGGAGAGGAGGCAGGAGAGUUGAUGAUGUAGCAGAGCUUUCCUGACAACGGUCCAGGAGUCAUUUGGCAACCCUGCCCGCUACAGUCCAUCUACCUUUUCCCCCCUCUGGGGUGAGGGUUGGGGGUGAGGGGGAAGCGAUGGUGCCCUCUGACCAUGGGGAUGGCCGGAGCACAACUUUUAAAUGGGCCCAAGCGUCCGUCCUAGUGACAGCGUGAAAGAUCUCUGAAAGGGAUUGGUCCGGAGAGGCAGUUAUUACUUAGAAAUCUAGACUUUCCUACCUUCAGUGAAGGAAGAAUAAAUUAGAGGUUGGCUGGGUUGUAGAGGGCCGUUUAAACACCGGUGGCUGGGUGCCUUUAGAAAACAAGUGUCUUAUGCACAUUUUGCUUUUAGCACGUGUUGAGUUUAUGUAUAUUAGGGUGUCAAAUGUUUUAUUUUUAAUGUUUAAUAAAAGAUCCAAUUCACAAUUGCAUGUAUUUUGGGGUAUGAUUAUACUUCUGAGCCCACGUUUUUAUUAUAGCCAUUUGGUGUUAGCUGUUCACGAGUCCGUGUCUGUGGGGAAGCAACGAUGGCGGUGAAGCACUUAUUCUUGUACCUACUGUUGUUGAUCCAUUGAUUUUGAGGGUGUGUAUGUGUGUUUGGGUGUGUGUAACUAACUCAGAAAAUUAGCAUAUUAAAAUAAACAAUAUGGUGACAGACCAAUUCCGAGACAGCAUAAUGUAUUAGGCUUUGUUCUGAAUACCAAGGCCCAGAGAUCUGUAAACUGAGUGCAACAUUUUCAAACUUUCUAAAAAAGGUAAAAUAAAACACUUUUAUGACGUUUCAAAUCUCA